AUGGGAGAUAAUGAUAAUUCAUUUAAUCAUUCGACUGCCGAUAGUGAACAACACCCUCAACAUUUAGAAAAUCAAGUUUCGGUACCUGAUGAUAUUCCUCUUCCAGUUCCUCCACUUGCUGAGAUAACAGAAGAAAACCAAGCUUGGAUGAAAGCUCAAGAAGCACUGCGUUCUAUUGGGUCUAAAAAUACCUAUAGUGCGCAGCAAGACGCUUAUGCUUCUGCUUUUCCACGAAAUUAUGGCUGGCCACCCCAAAUGGGAGGAUCAACAAUGUAUUCUACAGGUGUCUACACGUCUCCUUUCGCAGGUGCUACUGGUUUCAAUCCUUACUACCAAUACCAACAAAACAGCCGAUUUCCGGUACAAUCGAGUGCAUCUUAUAGGCCUAUGACUUCAUCUAAUAUUGAUCCAUCAAGUUUGGUACCAGUCCCAGUGAAUGCUCAACCACUUCCGCCGCACAUCGCUUCAGGUUUGCAGCAAAGUCCUCGCCCAUUUAAACCUAUCAGAUUUAUGCUUAAUCCUGGUGGUAUUACUGUCUCCCCAUCAAGGCCGCCUACACCUCAACAAUUUCAAACGCAAAAAUUUCUUGGAUCAACUGGUGUAAAUGCAUAUCCGAAUGAUUUGAAAAAUUAUAUUGAACGUGCUUACCAGGCUAUUGAAGGCAAAGAAGAUCGUGAAAAGCUAGAAGGGUAUUUAAAGUUACGCGUUGAGCCUUUGUUAAAAUCUGGCGCUGUUUAUGCCGUGAAUUGGGCUGCCGAACCCUUACCCCACGAAUUGGGCUUUAAAUUAAAAACUAGUUGGACCCCAAGUUGUACUCUAAAGAAUCAACAGCAAAAACCAGUGCAAUCUACUGGAAGCAAAGCCCCAGAAGGAUCUUGGAGGAAAGAGACUCCGCAGAUUACCCGAAGGUUUAAUUUUCUUAAAUAUACGGGCUCUAUCUCUAUUACAAUAUUUAAUAAAACGUGUUUUCCACUAAAAUGUAACCGAUACAAGUACCUUUUUUCUAGAUUAGACCCUUAUUUUGCCUUGCACCAUUAUGAUUUACGUAAUCAUAUCCAACCUUUCAGUCCUGCUUUGAAUGGACAAACUGUGCAAGUGACUAUGAAUACCAAUGCUGGUUUAUAUGCGCCGCCCGGUUCCGGUACUUCCUUCUUAUCAUCGUCAGUUGCUUCUUUUCAUUCUGUCCCUGUUCAUGAUCACUUACCUUCCCUCUCAAAACGUAGCAGAAGUCGUUCUCCUCUUCGAGACUUUGAUCAACGAAGUAUUCAAAGUGUCCAAACUGUCUCUUCCUCUUCAACUACUACAGUCGAAAUGAAGCCAUUGACUGUAAAGCAAGGACCUCGAGCCGCAGCUUUUGGUGCUCAAAUGGAUUACAAAUGGGAGAACUCUCAGCAACAAAAAUAUCAACAAUUGGAUGAUCCAAAAAAUACAAUGAGCAAAAAAGAAAGAAAAAAGUUGAAAAAACUUCAAAAGUUUCAAGAAAAACAUCAGCGUUUGGAAAUGGAGGCCUCAAAAAAUCAGCCAACAUCUACCUCCAACAACGCUUUUACUUCAUUUACUCCAAUUGAAGUUUCUCCACAAAAGUGGCAGAUUGAUAUGCCAAGUGAACGUAAAAUGGAGCGAGCAAGACGUUUUGCUGCUAGCGACGAUCGGUUUGGGACAAGAGGACCAAAUAGACGACAGCAAAAAAAUUAUUCACCAAUUCCUCAAAACUUAUUUGUUACUUCAAAUGAAAUUUCACAAAGUUUUGUUGGAUUAAAUAUUGUUGGGACAUGUACUGAUAUUGAAAAAUCAUUCUUUCGUUUAACAACUGCACCUGAUCCUAGCCAAGUUAGACCUCCAAAUAUUCUUUUACAUUCAUUGGAAAAUGCAAAGAAAAAAUACAAAGAAACGCGUGAUUAUCGAUAUGCCUCAGAUCAAUUAAAAAGUAUUCGACAAGAUUUAAUGAUUCAAAAUAUUCGGGAUGCAUUUACAGUUAAAGUAUAUGAAACUAAUGCUCGUGUGGCUUUGGAAAAUAAAGAUAGAGAAGAAUUCAACCAAUGCCAAAACCAACUAAAACAAUUAUACAAAUUAGUGCCAAAUUGCCCAAAUUGUUGGGAAUUUACUAGUUAUCGCCUUCUAUACUACAUUUAUAUGAAAGAAACUUUGGAUGUUGCCUAUUUGUUGGAUGAACUUGUCCCAGCAGCAAUUUCUGAUGAAUGUAUGGGAUUUUCACUUAUGAUUUGGGAUGCCUGGUCUAUGGGUAAUUAUAUAAAAUUGUUACGUUUAUAUGCAAAGGCUCCAAAAAUGUCAGGUUAUGUAAUGGAUAUGUUUAUUGAUAGAGAAAGAACUGAAUUUUUGAUCUCAAUAAUUAAAGCGUUUCGCCCUGAUAUCAAACUUUCAUUGUUAAUUAAUUGGUUACAACUGGAAAAUGAGAAGGCUCUAAUUGAAUUUUUGAAACAAAGAGGUAUUGAAGUUGAUGGGAGUGAAGAUGUACUUGAUUGCAGGAAAUAUGCCAAUAUAAAUAUUAAAUUCUAAAAAUAUUUUGUAUAAUAAGGGAUUUUGCUUUUCUUCGAACUGACUUGAGAAAUUUUUUGGGAAUUAGACAAGAAACUCGACUUCUUUUUUUUUCGA
Molecule: messenger RNA, 2613 nt
Organism: Meloidogyne enterolobii
Lineage: Eukaryota; Metazoa; Nematoda; Chromadorea; Rhabditida; Meloidogynidae
Source: the annotation of a GenBank genome assembly